AUGAAUAAAUCAUCUCAAGACGAAUUGUCUGACAGUACUGAUGUCGAAACUCUCCCAGAAAAGAAGUGCUAUAAGAUAGGCUACUUGCUAAACCCUGACCCAGUCUUUUUCAGCGAAUUAGAUUUAAAGCUUAUCGAAGAAUUAAAGGAACUUGGCGCAGAUGUUGUAGAGCUAAACUUCGAAGACAUCUACUUUAAAUUCUCAAGUGAAAAAAUUGAACUAUAUUUCAAGAGUAAACCACUUCAAUUAGAUGGCUUUAUGAGCUAUGGUUAUAUGAGUCCUGAACAUAUGGCAGAUUACAUAGAAUUAGUUAAGAUAUUUGAAAAGAUGGGUAUCGUCUGUCUUUAUAAUCAUAAGGAAAUAGAGGUAUUUUCUAACAAACUCCAACAAGCUAUGCAUUUUGCUUAAGCUUAAGUACCCAUUCCUAAUACAUUCAAUGCUUACUCAGUCAAAUCUACCAAGGAUUAUUACUAUACUUAGCUAGGAUAAAAGGCAGUCGUUAAAUAGUAAUGUGAUUUUGGUGGUGAUGGUGUUACUUUAAGCAAGCACCCCGAUGAAGGUAUUACUUAAUUCUCUAAGCUUAAAUGGAUCAACUAGAAGUCAAUUACUCAGGAGUUAAUACCUGAUGUUGCAGGCUAAUCUGUGAGAGUUUUAUUUAUACAAGGAAAACCUUUUGCAUGUGCUUAAUAUAAUGAUACUUCUGGUGAUUUCAGAUCAAAUGUUUCCGUUGCAGAAUUCUCCUUGCCUUCUCUUAUGAAUCACCCUAGAGUAAAGUAAUACUAUGAAUUAGCUAAAAAAGCAGUCCACAGUGUUUCUUCAGAUAUCUUAAUUGCUGGUGUCGAUUUGGUUGAUUCUCCUACCAAAGGCAUCCUUGUCAUAGAAGUCAAUAUCUGGCCUGAUAUGUAUGACAUCCAGGAUUCUACUAAAAAGCCUGUCAUCAAAAGUUUGGUUAGUUCUUUUUAUGAAAGAGUUCAAAACAGCGUUAACAGCGCUUCUUAACUAUCCCCAAAUAUUCUACCUAAGUGGAUUUGCUUACAAAACGAUGUUCCCCUACUUAAUUAGAAGUAACAAAUGAUCGAACAAAAGAUUUGA
Molecule: messenger RNA, 1092 nt
Organism: Tetrahymena thermophila SB210
Lineage: Eukaryota; Ciliophora; Oligohymenophorea; Hymenostomatida; Tetrahymenidae
Product: RimK-like ATP-grasp domain protein
Exons: 1
Cellular component (GO): cytoplasm
Molecular function (GO): ligase activity, forming carbon-nitrogen bonds; metal ion binding; ATP binding
Source: RefSeq, a predicted model, not a curated record